GUGGGAGGAAGUGGAGCCAGCCGAGGCGAGUGCAGCGCAAUCCAGCAAAACUCGACAAAAACACAAACGAAAGCCGCCGUCACCGAAAGCUUCGAGCCGAGGAGGAGAGAAAGCCACCGAGGCAGCCUUCCUGCAAGCCAUCGCGUCGGUGUCAGGCCGCCUUCCGGACGGAGGCUCCGCCAGCACGCACGGAAGCGCUCGCGAGGAGCCCCCCGUAUCCCCUGUUGGCUUCCGCGCCCGCCCGCCCGACACGGCCUCGGUGCGGCCAUCCGCCCGUUUCUGCUCUUUCUCGCGGAAGAAAAGCGCUGCUCCCCGGCUGGCUAGCUGCCUGACCGGCCGCGGGCCCCUCUCCCCUUUCCCCGCCCGUGGCUUCUUCCUCGCCCCCCGCACUGGUUCCCACGGCGACGACGACGAGAGGAGGGGGCUCCCCUAAAGCCGAAACUCCGCGAGCCGCCGCCACGGAAGCCCCUGGGCCCGUUUAGCGCGGCCUCGGAAGCCAGCGACUCGUCCGUUUUUUGGGGAAGUGAAGCUGCUCGACUUCCCCUCCGGAGCGGCACACGUCAACCUGCCGGCUAGCUCGCUAGCCUAGCCCGUUAGCCACAGGGCUACCUCGUUGUUGUUUUUUUCCCCCCUCCCCGUUCAACUUUAUUGACAAUUUGUUGCUGGCUAAGGAACGUUGUUAGCAUUUAGCACCGGAGGACAUCAGCGGCAAGCGGCCUCGUCGUCUCCGCUCACAGUAGCUGAUCGUCGGGACUGGGACUUGGACUUGGAACGGGACUGGGAGUGGGAUCGCGCCUCGGCUGGCGUGCGUGCGCGCGCGCGAAUUGCGUGGAAUGCAAACGAAGCUGGUUGGUUUGUGUUUGCUCGCCAGGAGACAUUUGCAUUGCGACAAGAAUCUUGCGGACGCGGGCGAAAGAGCGAGCAGCGGCAUCCGGAGGACUCCUCUCCGCUGCAUGUGAAGGCUCCCGCUCGCUCGCUCGCUCGUCUUCGCGGGGAGGGGGACGUAGAUGCCGCAUCGAGCCGGGGGGAUCCCUCGGGGCGCUUAAUGGGAUUACGAGAUCACCGAUUGAACCUUUGCUGAAGCCAGCCAGCGGCACUAUGACACCGUGAGGCGGCGUCCGCACGCUCACUUUCGCACGCACGAAGGCAGAAGCCCCAUCACAGGCUGCUGCGGCACCACCACCAUCAGCGACCCGGGCGGUUGAUGGUGCUCCCAUCUGGCGUUGUUGGCGAACGAGCCUCGAGCGAGUGAAGAUGGCGGAUCUGGAGGCUGUGCUGGCCGAUGUCAGCUACUUGAUGGCGAUGGAGAAGAGCAAGUCGACUCCCGCCGCCAGGGCCAGCAAGAAGAUUAUCCUGCCGGAGCCCAGCAUCCGCAGCGUGAUGCAAAAAUAUCUGGAGGAGCGCGACGAGCUGGCCUUCGACAAGAUCUUCAACCAGAAGAUCGGCUUCCUGCUGUUUAAGGACUUUUGCCUGAACGAGAUCGACGAGGCGGUCCCGCAGCUCAAGUUCUACGAAGAAAUCAAAGACUACGAGAAGCUGGACUCUGAGGAGGAAAGACUCGGUCGCAGCCGGCAGAUCUACGACGGCUACAUCAUGAAGGAACUGCUGUCGUGUUCGCACCCUUUCUCCAAAAAAGCUGUGGACCACGUCCAGAGUCAUCUGGCCAAGAAGAUGGUGCCUCCUAGCCUCUUCCAGCCCUACAUCGUGGAGAUCUGCGACAGUCUGCGAGGGAAGAUCUUCCUGAAAUUCAUCGAAAGCGACAAGUUCACCCGUUUUUGCCAGUGGAAGAACGUGGAGCUCAACAUACAUCUGACCAUGAACGACUUCAGCGUUCACCGCAUCAUCGGACGCGGCGGCUUCGGCGAAGUUUACGGAUGCAGGAAAGCCGACACGGGAAAGAUGUACGCCAUGAAGUGUUUGGACAAGAAGCGCAUCAAAAUGAAGCAGGGUGAGACCUUGGCGCUGAACGAGAGGAUCAUGUUGUCGCUCGUCAGCACAGGGGACUGCCCGUUCAUCGUAUGCAUGACGUACGCCUUCCACACGCCUGACAAGCUCUGCUUCAUCCUCGACCUCAUGAACGGCGGCGACCUUCACUACCACUUGUCCCAACACGGAGUGUUCAGCGAGAAGGAAAUGCGUUUCUACGCCGCCGAGAUCGUGCUGGGCCUGGAGCACAUGCACAACCGCUUCGUGGUCUACCGUGACCUCAAGCCCGCCAACAUCCUGCUGGAUGAGCACGGGCACGUUCGCAUCUCUGACCUGGGACUGGCCUGCGACUUCUCCAAGAAGAAACCUCACGCCAGCGUGGGGACCCACGGCUACAUGGCCCCCGAGGUUCUGCAGAAGGGAACGGCCUACGACAGCAGCGCCGACUGGUUUUCGCUGGGCUGCAUGCUCUUUAAGCUGCUGCGAGGGCACAGCCCGUUCAGGCAGCACAAGACCAAAGACAAACACGAGAUCGACAGGAUGACGCUCACCAUGAACGUGGAGCUGCCCGACUCGUUCACCAGCGAACUGAAAGAACUUCUGGAAGGUCUCCUGCAGCGCGAUGUGGCCAAGCGGCUGGGUUGCCAGGGACGGGGAGCGUGCGAAGUCAAGGAGCACCCGUUCUUCAAGGGCAUGGACUGGCAGCAGGUCUACUUGCAGAAGUACUCGCCGCCGUUAAUCCCGCCCAGAGGGGAAGUAAACGCUGCCGACGCCUUUGACAUCGGUUCCUUUGACGAGGAGGACACCAAGGGCAUCAAGCUUCUGGACAGCGACCAGGAGCUGUACAAGAACUUCCCGCUGGUGAUUUCUGAGCGUUGGCAGCAGGAAGUGGCCGAGACGGUCUACGACGCCGUCAACUCGGACACGGACAAGAACGAGGCCCGUAAGAGGGCCAAGAACAAGCAGCUGGGACACGAGGAAGACUACGCCCUGGGCAAAGACUGCAUCAUGCACGGCUACAUGCUGAAGUUGGGAAAUCCCUUCCUGACGCAGUGGCAGAGGCGCUACUUCUACCUCUUCCCCAACCGAGUGGAGUGGAGGGGCGAGGGGGAAUCACGGGAAACGUGGCUGGCCAAACAUUUGACUCAGCUCAAGGACUCGCAAAACCUUCUGACCAUGGAGCAGAUCGUUUCUGUGGAGGAGACGCAAAUUAAAGACAAAAAGUGCAUCCUGCUGCGCAUCAAAGGAGGGAAACAGUUUGUGCUGCAGUGCGAGAGCGACCCCGAGUUGGUUCAGUGGAAAAAGGAGCUGACGGACGCCUUCAGCGAGGCGCAGAAGUUGUUGCGGCGCGCUCCCAAAGUCAUCGGCAAGAGUCGCACCGGCGGCGUGGUGGAGCUCUCCAAACCCCCCCUCACGCACCGCAACAGCAACGGCCUGUGAACGCACGCCACGUAUGCUACGCGUUCACGCACACACACAUGCACGCACACAUGCACUCACACACACACAUAAAUUAUGACCAAUGGUAGUUUUCGGGACCUCAGUGGAGCAUGUGAAGAACUUUGCAUGAACCCCCUGAGCACCCCCCGCCGUACCGAGGACCCCACCCCGAUCUCUCUUCCUCUCCCGAGUGCGUCAAGUGCCAACGCGGGCUCUUUAUCGAGGAGGUCCGAACAUUCCGCGCCGGAAAGGGGCGCAGACACCGGACGGACAGAUUCGCCUCCGACGGGCAAAUGGACUAAGAUGGCCCCUGGCAAAGGGGGCGUGGCGGGGGUUAGGGUUAGUGUGUAUAUAUAUAUAAAUAUAUAUAUAUAUUUGUGUUCAGUGUUUGCAUCCACAUCUGUACGGGGGAGCUAGAACGGGAAGCGGUCGUGGGAUACCGCACGCGGCGCCUCAUUUGGAGCGGGUCGGGAAUCCGGCCACUCGCAAGUUGAGCUCUCUGAAGGAGACGAGUUCCGUCGACAUGAGCCACGCUAACGCUAAGGACAACAUGCAGGAGAAACGCGUGCGCGAGAAAGCUCAUCCUAGAAUGAUAGGGAAAAGCCGAGGAAAUAGGGUUUAGAGGCGGGUGGGCGGAUGCGAUACUUGGCAAUGUUCCAGACAGAGUCGGAUGGUUAAAGUGACUCCAACAUUCCCAGAAGAUUCACAGAGCCUUCUAAUCUUUAAUUCUAUUCUAAAAACAUUCUAUGAUUUUCAACAUUCUAAGACUUUUAAGUAUGAUCUCCAAGGGUGCGACCACAAGAAAAACGUUCCCUCUAAAGUGUGGGGGGGAAAGGUUGGAUAGACGUUCCGGAUCGCUCGUCGCGAGAACAAUGGAGUCGUCGGCAUUAAAGCAUUCCUGAAGGAUAAUUAAAAUGAGGACGAUGUCAUUUUUUCUGAAAUUUUAAAGCAACAUUCUAAAACCCCUCUUAAGGAAGCCUGAGGUUUGCGAGAACCUUUUUCAGAAGAGUAAACGUCGUAGACUAAAACUACAUAAGAAGCAAACUGUUUUGCAAUAAAGGCAGUGUUCUGCAGGAUGGGUGGACAGAGAGAGUAGUUGUCAAGUCUUUGACCUUGGGUGUUCUAAUGUCGUUCUGUUCUGCGUCAUUCCAGAAUGAAAGUUGUUCAAAGUGCUUCUCGAACGCCUGGUGAGUUCAUGUCGGCGCUAGCGGUUGAGAGUUAACCGCGUUGCGUUUGCUUGAUAGCUUGUUUAGGGGUGGCGGUGGGUGAGGGAAAGGUCGUCUUUUUUUUUUUUUUUUUAAUGAAAUCAUUUUUAAGUUUGUGCACCUUUUUUAGCACCAUGUGCUAACUCGCGACACGCUAGUCUCAAUGUGCCAAACGAAGGGGCGGGGGCGGCGGCGGACGAGACUUUUCUCCCCAGGGAAGGGGAGAGAAACUGUGACCCGUUGAGACGCGGCCGGCCGCCCCGCCGCUCGCCACUUCCAGUUUCCGCCGUUCGGACGUCACGGCGACAAAAUCAAAUUGUAAGUCAAUCCGAGGAAGAAAUAUAUGUGUAUAAGAAAGCUUUAGGUUUAUUUAAAAGAUUUCAUGUAGAGAAAGAGCAGGGAAAAAAUGGGGGAAUUUUAUUGUGAUUUUCUUUCAAAUGUUUGUGGUGAACAAUCUUGCACAUAAAAAAAAAUUUCAAAAGAAAAGCUGUCUCCGCUCUCUUCAUUGGGACACGCUAUGCCUGAAGGAAGGAAACCCCAGCAAAAUAGAAAUGUUUUGGUUUUAUCUGAUUGCUUGCAGACAGAAACGCUAGCUCAAAUAAAGAGCUGCCCAAAUCACAUUUACCACCAAUACAGAAUAGAUUUUCCUAUGAUCACAUUCCUAUAUUUCCAGCUAUCGAUAUUCAAAUAGUGCGCCACGGUGCCCGAGUGGUUAGCACACUUGCCACAGUACUGAGAUCAAAGGUGUAAUCCCAUGCUCUGGCCUUCCUUCCUGUGUGGAGUUAGCAUGUUUUCCCCUGGGAAAUCAGAUUUGGUCCUACAUCCCAAAAACAUGCGUGGUAGGCUGAUUGAAAACUCCAAAUAGCGUACGGCACGCGACCUUUGCUCAUUAAUAUUCAUGACAUUAGCAACUGUUGCUAGGGGGGUCAAACUCGUUUGUCCCUCAUGCUAGAUGCAUAUAAAUGGUGUACAAACGAGAUGUUUACUGAGCUUAACCCACCAAUUCUGUCCGAAAAUGAUGUCCCUGGAGUGAAAUUAACUGGUAAAGAUGUGGAAGAACAUACAAAUGUUCAGUUAAAGAGAUGGCUUGAGUGUCGAGGGCUGAAAAAGAUGGGGAAAAUAGCCGACCUGAUCCAGAGGUAGCAUUUUUUUAUCGAUACCUUUUUCUUGUGUGCAUUGCAUUAGGCCACUGACAAUGACAUUCUCCUGUUUCAAGAAGCUAUCUUUUACCACCUUAUGCCCUGUCUUUCUUAUAUUUUAUGUCCUCUAGUUGUCUUACGUCUCUCUAUGACCGUUCUUGAAGGUAAUUUAUAUUGCUAUUUUGGUGUAGCGAUCGCAAAUGCUACUUGGUGACAGCCAACAAACACUUUUAAUUUUUUCAUUAAUUGCAAAUCUUAAUUCUAUUUAUUUACACUUCCCCCUUACUAAGGUUAUUUCUUUACAACUGUAAAGUUAAGCU
Molecule: messenger RNA, 6030 nt
Organism: Corythoichthys intestinalis (scribbled pipefish)
Lineage: Eukaryota; Metazoa; Chordata; Actinopteri; Syngnathiformes; Syngnathidae
Gene: grk3
Product: G protein-coupled receptor kinase 3
Exons: 22
Coding region: 1255-3366 (703 amino acids)
Biological process (GO): regulation of signal transduction; protein phosphorylation; G protein-coupled receptor signaling pathway
Molecular function (GO): G protein-coupled receptor binding; G protein-coupled receptor kinase activity; ATP binding
Source: RefSeq, a predicted model, not a curated record